Messenger RNA from Pomacea canaliculata, 2198 nucleotides. Its product is annotated as POU domain, class 4, transcription factor 3-like. Lineage: Eukaryota; Metazoa; Mollusca; Gastropoda; Architaenioglossa; Ampullariidae. The record is from RefSeq and is a predicted model, not a curated record. Bases 918 to 1889 code for a protein of 323 amino acids. Gene Ontology annotation, biological process: regulation of transcription by RNA polymerase II. Gene Ontology annotation, molecular function: RNA polymerase II cis-regulatory region sequence-specific DNA binding; DNA-binding transcription factor activity, RNA polymerase II-specific. The transcript has 2 exons.
UUCUAUUAUUUAUGAAAUUCUGCUAAAAUAUUGAUGCGAUAAGAACACGGCACUAUAAAGAGGGCGACCAGGCGGCGGCGCGGAUAGCCAGCCUCCAACACAAGGGGGCGGCGGGCGUCGCCGAGCUGCGGGUCUGCCGCCACCACUGACCUGACGCCUGCCGCCACGACUACCUGACGACUGUGGCCAUGCGCAUGUCUUCGCGGAUGUUGGUGUUGUGACGAUGUCGGUCGCCAGGUGGCGCGCUGUUCUUGUCGUUUUCCUCGCUUGUCGUCAACGUUUUCCUCACCUUUGUCCCAACCUUCCCACAAACCUCCCAAACUUCAAUGUAACGGGUCCUAGCGUGUCCCUCUGUCCUCACCUCCCUUCCCAGGUAGGUCAGUUUCUGGUGACGUCACGCACUGACCACCUGGAGGUGGGGGGUGGUGCCACAACGGCGAAGAUGUGAAAGUGGCGGGCGAGGGUUGGCAGGGAUGGGCGGAAGACAGUAGCCAGUGGACAGGUUUGAGGCGCAUCUCUGACCCUCUUCACCUGCAGAUCCCCCACCCUACCUCCACCUCCACACACUGCACCGCACGUGACAUGGCUCGUGACGAGUACAACGUGCGGCAGGGCUGCAGCAGGCACGCCAACCAUCCGCUGCUGCAGGUGGGCAGCUGUAUCGCCGAUGAGCUCGUGCGUUGCAGCACAACUCCUAGAAAAGAAAAAAAACCACCUAACCUAACGGGCAAGAUCGACAGCAGCACACUUCACCCUCUACGUCACCGCUCGUGCUGGUCUUCAACACCUUGACCUGAUGACGUCAUGCCAGAGGGUCCGUGGUGUGGCGUGUCCCUACCACACUCCUGUCGACACCUAGGCAAGUGGGCAAUUUCUUCUCUGGUCUGGACGAUGGGUUGCUGGCUCGAGCGGAGGCCAUGGCUGUGGUGGACAUGGGCAAAGGUCCGGCCCCCGGCCAUCAGCUGAUGAAGCCGGAGGGUCUGUAUGGCCACACUCCGGACUUCACGAGCCACACGGCUGGGCCAGCCAGACCCCAGAUGCCCAUGCACCCCCACGCCAGCGCCUUCGGGCCCAGCAGCGACUCCAUGUUUGAGCCGCUGACCCCCAGCAACCCACCGCCCAUGCCACUGGGACCCGUUGCCUCCAUGGCCGACCACCAUCACCACCAUCACCACAACGUGGCCGGCGUGACGUCAGCACCGCACGGGCACACGGCGCACUCCCCUCCGCAUCAUCAGAUGUACGCACCCAUGUACACCGCCGCCCACCCGUCUGCCGUCAACACCCACCCGGGCUUGCCACCCGCGCACCAUGCCAGCAUGCACGCGGCGGCACACCACCACGCGGCCCACCACCCUCAUCACCAUCACCACCAUCACCACCACCCUGGCGUCCAUGACAGCGACUGCGAUCCGCGAGAACUUGAGAUGUUCGCCGAGCGCUUCAAGCAGCGCCGCAUCAAGCUGGGGGUCACGCAGGCCGACGUGGGGUCAGCUCUGGCCAACCUGAAGAUUCCCGGCGUGGGAUGUCUGUCGCAGUCCACCAUCUGCCGCUUCGAGUCGCUGACCCUCAGCCACAACAACAUGAUCGCCCUCAAGCCCAUCCUCAUGACAUGGCUGGAGGAGGCCGAGCGCCAGGCUCGCGAGCGCAAGACGGAGGAGAGCGGACUCAACGGCGAGAAGAAGAGGAAGCGCACGUCCAUCGCGGCGCCGGAGAAGCGCAGUCUCGAGGCCUACUUCGCCGUGCAGCCCAGACCCUCCGGCGAGAAGAUCGCGCAGAUCGCCGAGAAGCUGGACCUCAAGAAGAAUGUGGUGCGCGUGUGGUUCUGCAACCAGCGCCAGAAGCAGAAGCGCAUGAAGUUCUCCGCCAACAGCAUGGCGCAUCACUGACCUUUGACCCCUCUCACUCUCUCUCUCAUCUAGUCUUGUUGGGAGAAGUGGACACUGUAACCACAAAUCACUUCUUUGUCAGCUGGACUCCACGCGAUAUCUUGAGCGCGCGCGUGUGUGUGUGUGUGUGUGUGAAAGUCACUUUUGUUUCCGAUCAGACCUUGACCUUUUUGUCGUCACUGUCGCUCUUGGCUCAAGAGCCGGUAACUGUAACGUCACUUGAGUGACGACCUCACCGCGACGGUUGCUCUCUUGUGGUCACAUGCCAUUGUGAGUGCCAGGUGUAGGGGUGGGGGCGGGUGGGGUGCA